AUGGACCACUUUAAAAGACGUCUGCUUAUCAUCAAGACUGACGACCGAUUCUCCGCUGGAAUCUUCAUACGAGGCCCCGUUUCUUGGAAUGAAGACCAGCUGGUGAACAAGGAAAUAGCCGUCUUUGCACUUACACCAACAGGAGGACAGAGCAUGUCGCUGUAUAAAAGCACUGUUGAUGGUUAUCGACUACGCUGCAGUCAUGGUCUACUCCAGUUGUUUAAUAAAAAUAUUGGGAAUACUUGGAUCUUCAUCAAUCGCGCACCAGCUGAUGCCGCAUACGAGCUUCAAGUCAGCAUUGCCCUUGACAAGAUUUCAUCUCGUGCGCAAAAACAUGUCGGAAGGAUCAACAGGACCCCAGUUGUUGAUGUCGAGAUACAUGUAGUAUCCAAUCAAGAUAGACUGGCACAGCAAAUAUUCGAUCUCAGGGUUGACAGGUAUGCUCCAUUCAAAUUCCACGCAUCGCUGAGACGGUUUUGGGGGUUCUCUAGCGUUGUCACAGAAGAAAGACUAAAAUCUGUCGCUGACCCAGCACCAUAUACUCGAAAAUCUCUUUCCAAUGUCGAAUGGAGUCAGUUACCUGAUCUGUGGAAGACGGUGUUCACCGCAGACGAAGAAAAGGCUAAGGCGGUGCUGACAGCAUUCGGAGUAGAUGAGCUCAAUGCCCUUAUGGAGUUCUCUCUACGCCACCACGCAGAAAUGCGUUCAUUUACCAUCUUUCGGGCAUUGCAGGGUAAUGCAUCUGUUGGGAUCGAUGAUAUAGCUCGGUGGCUGCUGCGCUAUCCCCAGCUUGUCUUUGUGGUGCUUCAUGCACAGCUAACAGGUGGUACAGACAUGCUGCCUCGACCUUUUGAUGGUAUCCGUCAGGUCAUCCUUGAUGCCGUUCUUUUAUUUGCAAAUGAAGGGCAUCAAGCAUGUCAAUUUGCUGUCGAAAAGCUCCAGCAGGACAUUUCUGCCAUAGACUUUGGCCAGUAUUCCAACACACUUUGGGCUACAUCCAUGGUCGUCCGCCACUCGGACUUGGUACAAGACCUCCUAGUCCUGUUGGAUAAUCAGCGAGCUGGGCGUAAUGCCACAGAACUCAACCAGUACACUCACACUCAAGCUCUACAAAUUGUCUCGGAGAGGGCAUACGAGGCAGCAGAACUUUGCAUCUGCAACGGACAAGGAUACCCAAUCCAGAAGCAACAGACUACACCCGUUCGAGUGAGCAUUCACCCCAAGUCAUCAAAUUUGGCAGCCUCUGCAAAGGAGGGGGGCGAAGGGGCAGACAUUUUGGCCGCUUCGUCGACCACGCCAGUGGUAGUGGCUGAAAUACGAGUCGACAAGCCAUCUUCUGCCAGAUUAUAUUCGCAUGUGCGCCUCCAACCCGCUUCAAAACCCGAGAAUCAGCCUGCCUCUUGGAAGGAGGAGAUCCUGGAUGGUAUCGUCAAAGGCUCAGGUCAAUAUCAGCUGGAGAUCGAACUGUUUCAUCACCCACCUCCCGAAUACGCAGAGAUGGAGUGGACUAUGUAUGACUGUGGGAGCACUGCGAAUGCUCGGGCCAAGCUGGAUGCGGUCGAACGGCUGCAGAUGGGAGCAAGCGAGGCACCAAUUUUCCAUCGCAUCAUCACAGGAGAUGCUUCCGGAUCCGAUGCUCCCCCAGUCAACUGUGCCCAGGGGAUGCCGGAAACGAACUGGGAUGGGUUCAAUACUAGUCAGAAACAAGCCGUCCAAGACUCGUACAAAUCCCACAUCAGCUUGAUUUGGGGCCCACCAGGCACAGGGAAGACGACGGUCGCCGUGAAGAUUCUUGAACUGCUGGUGCGAACGCUGGAGGACAGUGAGCGGAUACUGAUGACGGCCUCCACUCAUAACGCCGUUGACAACGUACUUGAACGAUUCGCUCGAGCAAACGAUAGUAAGGGCUGGAUAGCGGACGAUAUGAUAGUCCGAGCCGCGACCGACUAUGAAAAGGUCAAUGAAUCUGUCAAGAAGUAUACCAUAGAAGCAAUUCUUGGAGGCAACCCGACAGAGGAUCCCAAACUUAUCAAAAAGGCGGAGCAGAGAAUCAAAAAAGCAAAGCUCGUCUUUUCUACAUGUGCUGGCGCUGGUUUAGGAGCCCUUCGCAAGAUUCACUUUCGCGACGUGAUUAUUGACGAGGCGUCCCAAAUUACAGAAGCCGACGCGUUGGUCCCCUUGGUCAAAGGUUCCACUCGCGCGAUUCUGAUCGGAGAUCAUAUUCAGCUCAGGCCCAUUGUCCAGAACAUGCCCGAGAAGCUGCGGGCCGCCAUCAAACGGAGGAUUGACAUACUUGUUAGUGGAGGCUAUAGUGGCGAUCGACUAGAGUCACUUCUCUGCCUGCUAGAGAAGAAAUGGGAUAUGUCGCUCUUUGAGCGACUAUAUACUGGACCGAACCUGCAUGGUCUGAGCAGGUCUAUGCUCGAUAUUCAGUAUCGCUUCCCGGAACAUUUGGCGCGCUUUCCUUCUCAACAAUUCUACCAAGGCAAGCUAAAGACUGGAACCGAUAUACGAAAUCUGGACGAGAAGCUUGCAUCCACGUCGUUUCCGUGGCCACGGUCAAAGACUGGAAAGAUUAUACCAGAGGCCUUUGUCUCAUGUUCCGAGCCCGAAUAUUGUGACCGGCGGUCAUUUAUGAACGCUGGACAAGCCAAAGUCAUCGCGACCAUCGUUCGACUCCUCCGAUCACCCUCCGCUCACUCCGCGCCGCAAGAACCCACUUCCAUAGUGGUUUUGACACCAUAUCGAGGACAGCUGGACAAGUUGAAAGAGAAUGUGCCUCCCGACGUCAAAGUGAAUACGAUUGACGGGUUUCAAGGCAAAGAGGCCGACAUUGUCAUCUUCUCUACGGUUCGCUGCAACACCAGCAGGGUUAUUGGCUUUCUCGCAGACGAGCGUCGACUCAAUGUCGCGUGGACGCGAGCUCGACUGGGCCGCAUUAUCGUUGGUGAUUCGGAUACGCUACAAGGGGGUAGGGAGAAACUCUCUGAGGAUACGUCUCAGCCAGUUGUCAAUGGUCUCUGGAAAGCCGCGCUCCAGCACUGUCCAAGAGUCACUAUCCCCAAAUAA
Molecule: messenger RNA, 3069 nt
Organism: Serendipita indica DSM 11827
Lineage: Eukaryota; Fungi; Basidiomycota; Agaricomycetes; Sebacinales; Serendipitaceae
Source: the annotation of a GenBank genome assembly